Molecule: messenger RNA, 3953 nt
Organism: Nasonia vitripennis (jewel wasp)
Lineage: Eukaryota; Metazoa; Arthropoda; Insecta; Hymenoptera; Pteromalidae
Gene: Nab2
Product: zinc finger CCCH domain-containing protein 14
Exons: 7
Coding region: 327-3503 (1058 amino acids)
Biological process (GO): regulation of mRNA stability
Cellular component (GO): cytoplasm; nucleus
Molecular function (GO): metal ion binding; poly(A) binding
Source: RefSeq, a predicted model, not a curated record
UUUUAGGAGAAUUUUUUUCGUGAAGCCAUCGUCGACCUAUAGAUAAGGUUAGGUUAGGGCUCCGUUUCCAGAGAGAGCGACGCAUCGCCGCUAUAGGUAUGUACGCGUAUUAUACAUAGAAACACGAAUCAGCGCGUGGGGUCGUAUAAGUAAUUCGUGCUAUUGAACGUGAACCCGUAGGCUGCAUCGUAAACAUGGCGAAGAUUUAGGAGAACGAUUUUUCUGUUUUAAGUUUUAAAUGUUGCUCCAAUGUGAUACUUUUAGCACUAAUCGAAACGACUGGAAGUGAUUUCUCUUAUUUUUGAAGUGAUAGAAAUAACUCCGAAAUGGAUAUUCGUGGAGUUGAAAUAACGAAUCAGUUGAGGAGUGCUAUUCGAGCCAAGUUGCUUGAAUUGGGCGUACGAUACGAUGAUGAGUUGCCAGAUUAUAUUCUAGUAAUGGUUGUGAAUAAAAAAUCGAGAUCCCAGAUGAAUGAAGAUUUAAACUUGUUCUUGGAAGACAACACAGAGACUUUUGUUAAUUGGUUACAUGACCAAGUACUAAAAAAACUUCAAAAAGUUACAGUGGCUAAGAAAAAGACUAAUAAAGACACGGAAUCAACAGCCAUUGUUAAGCAAGAAGAAGAAGAUGAGAAGAAAAAACCAAAAAUAGAAGACGAGCCUCCCAUGAAAUCAGACACCCCUACAGGAGAGCCAACAAAAAUUGAAAGAGACAAAGAGUUUGAUGAUCUUGUAGGUGAUCUUGCUAUCUUAAAUGAAGACGACGGUAAAUCUAAUUUAAAAGAAUCGCAGGUUGAUGAUGAAGUAAAAUCGCAGGAUACAAAAAUUGCUAUGCUUGAUAGUGGUGAAUCUUCCGAUGAUUCGAGACUAGAGUAUCCAGAAAGAAAAAGCCUUCAUUCAAGUGUCUCAAUACCCAAAUCUUCGAGCAUUGACAAAACAGCAUCCAUUGAAGCUGAAAAAGUCAAUGAUACCUCGAAUUCUAGUUUGAAAAGAAUGUCAAAUGAUAAUUCAAGUGAAGAAACUGCACCAAGUGCAAAACGUUCAAAAUUUUCUAAUGACUCAGAUAGUGAGGAUGACAGCAGCGUGAAAUCUAUAAGCAAACCAAAACUACUUUCAGUUGUCACUGUUAAAACAAAACCUAGUGAAGAGGUUUCUUCCCUAGCAAGCAAAGAAGAAUCUCAAACAAAGAGCAAAAGUGAUGCUAAAAAUGAGACUUCUAGUCAAAGAAGUAGUUUAAAUCAGAGUAAAAGCAUAGACAGAAGAAAACCACGAACUGACGAUUUGAGAAAUGAAUCGCGAAGAGAUAAUAGACAUCCAAUACACAAUUCCAGCAGUGAGAAAUCCAGCAGAAUAGAAGAAACCAGGGAUAAAGAAAGACUUGGUAGUAGGUCAGGUACAAUGAAAUCCCGUCUUGGUACCAAUGGUAACAAAAAAGAUGUACUAUCUCUGAAAUCCACCAAUUCCACUAAAAUAAGCAAACCUAGAAUUAGUAAUGUAAAAAGUAGACUAGGUGUAAGAUCUAAGCAGCAAGACAGGGAGCUUCUGAGAACACCAUCCAAACUCUCCAAAAUUUCUCAAAAACAUUUUGAGGAUGAAGAUGAUGAUGCGGAAUGUGUCAUUACCACCUCGCUGAAAUCCCACAUAAUAGCAGUUCAAAAAGCUAAAAAGCGCAAACAAACAACUUCAGAUGCAUUGAUUAAGCCCAAGAAAAUAAUACAAGAAGAAAUAAUUGACGAAGAUGAGGACCAAGAUGAUAAAGUUCCAAGUAAAGUCAUUGUCACCCCAAGACCAUUACAACCAUUGAAACCAGUACAAAAACGUGCUACACAAUCCUUACUCUUGAAGGCAGUUGCUGAGGCCAAUCAAUCGGUUGUCAUGCAAAAAAAAGUUGAUCCUUGUUUAAAAGAACAAACUAAACCUACCAACAAAAUUAAAAUAACGCGCGAUCCUUGGGAGGGCAAAAUACUUUCAGUAAGUUUAAAUGGAAAGAGGAGAAACGUCAUGGAAAAGAUUCAAGUUGAACUUAACAAUCCAGACAAAUCUAAAUCUAAAAAAUCUCUCUCAUCAAAAAAGUCGCAAGUUGUAACCGAUGAUCAUAUGGAUGUAGUGAAAUCAUUGUUCAAAAGGAGUGAUAAUAAACAAAAAUUUCUUGUCACAUUGAACGGAUACAACAACAAUGUUCUUAAAGAAAAAAACUCGGAUGAGGAGGAACGUGUAAACGUGGAAGUAUUGGAGGUCGAAGACGACGAUGAUGAAUUAUCGCUAAUUAAUAAUCCAUACGAUGCAUACGAAGAUGAGGUUCAAAUCAUCGAGAAUGAUGAUUAUAGUAACGAUCAUCCACUUGGCCGUGAUCAGGAAAUGCGCCAAGAACCCUCAGGUGCAUGCACAAACACACACAAAGACAAAUACGGGGAUAAAUACAAAGACAAACAAGUUGAAGAAUACGCAGACAAACCAGUAGAACAAUACACAGACAAACAGGCUAAUAGACAUGCAGACACAUACAAAGACAAAUACGCGGAUAAAUAUAAAGACAAACAAGUUGAUCAAUACGCAGAUAAAUACACGGACAAACCAGCUGUCCAAUAUCCGGACAAACCAGCUGGCCAAUAUUCGGACAAGCCAGCUGCUCAAUAUACAGACAAACCAGCUGCCCAAUAUUCGGAAAAACCAGCUGCUCAAUAUUCUGAUGAACCGGAUAAUCAAUAUUCCGAUAUACCAGUUCUUGAAUACUUCGAUAGACCGGAUAAUCAUUAUUACGGUAUACCAGCUCCUCAAUAUUCCGAUAGACCGGCUACUCAAUAUUCUGAUACACCGGUUAAUCAAUAUUCCGAUAGACCGGCUAAUCAAUAUACAGAUAAAUAUUCAGACAACCCAGCUGCUCAAUAUACGGAUAAAUAUACAAACAGAACAGCUGCCCAUUAUACAAACAAACCAGUUGUCCAAUAUGUCGAGCCAAAAAUCAAUCGUAACAGAAUUGAUAAUAGGGAUCAUCUGAGAGUAGAACAAAUUUCUGGCAGAAAUCACAGAAGACCAAGUCCUAUUGUAUACAGUAGAUCUCGAUCAGAUAGUCCUGCAAACAAACCUACAGUGGCUUCAACGGUUACUUCCGUUUUAAGAAUUAAAAAACGACCUCUCAUAAGUUCCAUAAUAACAACCGUAGCGGACAAAUCGAACGAAAAAUGUCGCUACUGGCCGACCUGUACAUUAGGAAAAAAAUGUGCUUAUUUACACCCAGAAGUCUUGUGCAGUUCUUUUCCUGCUUGUAAAUUUGGUGAAAAGUGCGCUUAUAUGCAUCCGAAAUGUAAAUUCGGAUCAGCUUGUACAAAAUUGGGCUGCAAGUUUUCGCAUCCUCCUGUAAAAUGCAAAUAUCAUCCAUACUGCAUGAAACCUGGAUGUCCAUUUUCUCAUCCCAAAACGUCGAGUUCCAGUAAGCUAGCUCAGGGCUUGACGCCGAAUAUGACUACCGUGAGGGCGAAAUUUACGUGGAAAAAGAAGGAAUAGGGCGUAAUAUAAAUAAAUAUAUUACCCAUUAAUAUAUAUAUUAUUAAUUAUUAAUUAUAAUUUGUUGUGAAAUUAAGAAAUCUUGAAUAGACUUGAUUUCUAGAAUGGUUAUUAUGCUUCAGGCAGCAUAAAUUUAACAGUGAAAAAUGUAUAAUAUUAUUUUAUUAUAGAAUAUUGAUAAUAAAAUGAAUCCGAUUUGACAAAAAUUAAAGCGUUUGAAAAGUAAGUACUUUUAAUAACUCACGAGUCUUAUCUGGCGAUCCAGAGUCUGGGUUCAAAGGACACAAAGUAUUUUUAAAUGAACUUGCGUAAGUUCAAUAGUUAUUAAGUGUAUUUAUUAAGACAAUUGAUUAUAGUCAAAAAGUAUUUGAGCCGUGAGGUUUAUCAGCUAGAACGUGUGUAAACCUUUUUAUUUGUAAUAUACAAAAUAAAUAACGUUUUUCUCUUUUU